AUGCUGCUGCUUGAAGAUUACAUGAAGAACGAGGAGCUCCGGGAGCGGACGCACGCCCCGUCACCAGUUGCUGCGGAUCCAUUGGGAGAUGCCGAUGCGACUUCAGCGCCUUCUAAGCAGGAUCCAGGCCCGUCACCUAUAGCCGCAGAGCUCGAAAAGCAAGCUACCGCUGAGCCGAAGUCAGCCCUGUCACCAGUAGCUGCACCGUUCGCGGGAGGAGCUGAGGCUACCGCUGAGCCGAAGCCAGCCCUGUCACCAAUAGCUGCACCAUUCGCGGGAGGAGCUGAGGCUACCUCUGAGCCGAAGCCAGCCCCGUCACCAGUAGCUGCACCGUUCGCGGGAGGAGCUGAGGCUACCGCUGAGCCGAAGCCAGCCCCGUCAUCAGUAGCUGCACCGUUCGCGGGAGGAGCUGAGGCUACCGCUGAGCCGAAGCCAUGCCCGUCACCAGUAGCUGCACCGUUCGCGGGAGGAGCUGAGGCUACCGCUGAGCCGAAGCCAGCCCCGUCACCAGUAGCUGCACCGUUCGCGGGAGGAGCUGAGGCUACCGCAGAGCCGAAGCCAGCCCCGUCAUCAGUAGCUGCACCGUUCGCGGGAGGAGCUGAGGCUACCGCAGAGCAGAAGCCAGCCCCGUCACCAGUAGCCGCACCGUUUGCGGGAGGAGCUGAGGCUACCGCUGAGCCGAAGCCAGCCCUGUCACCAGUAGCUGCACCGUUCGCGGGAGGAGCUGAGGCUACCGCAGAGCCGAAGCCAGCCCCGUCAUCAGUAGCUGCACCGUUCGCGGGAGGAGCUGAGGCUACCGCAGAGCCGAAGCCAGCCCCGUCACCAGUAGCCGCACCGUUCGCGGGAGGAGCUGAGGCUACCGCUGAGCUGAAGCCAGCCCCGUCACCAGUAGCUGCACCGUUUGCGGGAGGAGCUGAGGCUACCGCCGAGCCGAAGCCAGCUCUGUCACCACUCGCACCUGCCCGCGAGAAUGCUGCUGAAGCUACCAUGGGACCAGAUCCUGGGGGAAAAGGCGGAGAAAACCAGCCUGCACUUGUGGACGUGCAUGCCAACGCUACCCAAGCCACUGCGGAUGCUGGCGACGUGGGUGAGGUGUGCGGCCAUGUCCAGACGCCAAGGGAGAUGCAGCGUGGUGUGCUGCGCACCAUGGUGGAGGAAGGGACUACCACAGUUGGGGUCCACCUUGUUGCGAGAUCUAUUGGAGCAGCGUAUGCUUUGUGA
Closterium sp. Yama58-4 is the source of this 1221-nucleotide messenger RNA. The record is from the annotation of a GenBank genome assembly. NCBI's taxonomy places the organism in Eukaryota, Viridiplantae, Streptophyta, Zygnematophyceae, Desmidiales, Closteriaceae.